This is a messenger RNA of Mycosarcoma maydis (corn smut), 612 nucleotides long. RefSeq lists its product as uncharacterized. The coding region runs from base 1 to 612 and encodes 203 amino acids. Lineage: Eukaryota; Fungi; Basidiomycota; Ustilaginomycetes; Ustilaginales. The transcript is spliced from 2 exons. The record is from RefSeq and is a predicted model, not a curated record. Gene Ontology annotation, cellular component: EMC complex.
AUGUCGACUACCGCUUCCGUGAGAGUAUCACCGCUUGCUUAUAAGAAGCUAAUCCUGCACACAGCAAAGUAUCCCACCGCACGUGUACUCGGCUUUCUCGUCGCCGAAUCCACCUCUUCGCAAAGCAUCGACAUUGUUGACUCGAUCCCACUCUCGCAUCACUGGACAGCUCUCGCACCAAUGGCAGAAGUAGCCCUCGCCCUCGCUUCAUCGUAUGCCUCGUCAAAAAACCUUGCGAUUGUUGGCCUAUACGAAGCACCCGAGCUCAUUGCUGAACGAGACCCUUCUGCACAGGCGAGCAAGCUUGCGGAGAAGAUCGCCAGUCUCUCGAACAAGGCGGAAGCGCUACUCUUGCUGGUCAAUAAUGCGACGCUGCUCAAGCCUGAUCAUCACUCUUUGAGCGGCUACUCAGUGGCAGCGACAAGCGGCAAGGGUGAGGCAAAACCGAAGGCGCUACCUGGAUCGGCUGUAGCGUUGCAAGACCCGAGAAAGGCGGCAGAGCUCGAAAGUGCGGUGCGAAACGACAGCACGUGGGACAAGAUUGUUGAUUUUGACGACCAUCUCGAAGAUCCUUCGCUCGACUGGCUGCAUAACCCAGCGAUCACAGUAUAG